GCUUGGUGGCUGCUGUCCAAUCUGCUCCAUCGACCUUUCCUGAUCUAGACCCAUAGAGAGCUAGCUAACCGUAAUGGAUCAGCAGAGUGCAGGGAAUCGUUGAAGGCAGCCAAGCGCAGAAGCUCCUCGAGUGCGUGACGCACCUGUGCUUUUGUCCCUUAUCUCUGAAGGGCCUGAGGUUUCAUAGCACUUCGCCUCGUGACUGUCUUCACUUACAGCGUCUCGAGAUAAGGCUGCUGUGCACUCCUGGGAGAGCUUUUAUGGAUUGGAAAGCUUUUGUGCAAAGGCGACGGACAGACGUGUGGCAGGCCAAACACAUAGACAAUGUCUAAGAUAUCUAAAGCAGCCAAGGCGGUGAAAAAGUUGGAUACUGGAGGUGUGAUCAGAGCAAUUGUAAGAUCUGGACAGGCGGCUCCUGGGCCUCCACUGGGCCCUAUCCUGGGACAGAAAGGAAUUCCCAUUGGGGCCUUCUGCAAAGACUUCAAUGAGAAAACCAAAGAGCUCAAAGAAGGCAUUCCUCUUCCCAUCAAGAUCAACGUGAAGUCGGACAGGACGUAUGACCUGAAAAUUGGGCAGCCCACUGUGUCUUACUUCUUGAAACAGGCCGCCGGCAUUGAAAAAGGAGCCGGAAAGACUGGGCAUGAGAUCGCAGGUAUGGUGACGGUGAGGGCUGUAUAUGAGAUCGCACAGGUCAAAUCACAGGAUGACAGCUUUAAGUUGCGAGACAUCUCUAUGCAGAACGUUGUCAAGAGCAUCAUCGGUUCAGCCAGAUCCCUCGGCAUCAAAGUCGUCAAUGACCUGUCACCAGAAGAGUACAGGGAGUUUCUCCGAGAGCGUGAGGAGAGACUGAAGGCAGAAGCCGAGGCAGCAGCCGCUGAGGCAGCAGCUGCAGUUAAGAAGAAAUGAAGAGCUGCUGUGUGCUAGAGUUGUUUAUCAAUACGAAACCCCCGUUCACAUGGAUGUGUUUUUCUAAUAAAAUGCUGCUCAUUUGCA
Messenger RNA from Carassius carassius (crucian carp), 993 nucleotides. It is a transcript of the gene mrpl11, whose product is annotated as mitochondrial ribosomal protein L11. The record is from RefSeq and is a predicted model, not a curated record. Gene Ontology annotation, cellular component: ribosome; mitochondrial large ribosomal subunit. Gene Ontology annotation, molecular function: large ribosomal subunit rRNA binding; structural constituent of ribosome. Bases 325 to 906 code for a protein of 193 amino acids. The transcript is spliced from 6 exons. NCBI's taxonomy places the organism in Eukaryota, Metazoa, Chordata, Actinopteri, Cypriniformes, Cyprinidae. Gene Ontology annotation, biological process: translation.